AUGACGAUGACCAACCAAGAAGAACAAGCUUACUUGGACCUCUGUGUUCGAAUCAUUAAAGAAGGUGAACACCGUCCUGAUAGAACAGGUACUGGAACAUACUCUCUCUUUGCGCCCCCGCAACUAAGAUUCAAUCUUAGAGAUGGGCAGUUCCCCCUUUUAACAACCAAAAAGACCUUCGUCAAAGGCAUCAUACAUGAGCUUCUGUGGUUUGUUGAAGGGUGCACAGACGGUAAGAAAUUGAGCGAAAAGGGUGUUCGUAUAUGGGAAGGAAAUGGGUCUCGGGAAUACUUAGACUCCUUGGGAUUAAAAGAUAGAGAGGUUGGCGAUUUGGGGCCAGUGUACGGAUUUCAAUGGCGCCAUUUUGGAGCUCAGUAUAAAGACUGUAAGACAGACUACACUGGACAAGGGUUUGAUCAACUUUCUAGGGUAAUUGAAACUCUUCGUACCAAUCCAUAUGACAGAAGAAUAAUCAUGAGUGCAUGGAACCCUCCAGAUUUUGAGAAAAUGGCUCUCCCACCCUGUCAUGUAUUUUGUCACUUUUAUGUUUCUUUCCCGAAAGAUAAAAAGCCUGAAUUAUCUUGUUUAAUGUAUCAGCGCUCCUGUGAUAUGGGAUUGGGAGUUCCUUUCAACGUCGCCAGUUAUGCCUUGCUGACCAAAAUGAUAGCACACGUAGUCGAUAUGGACUGUGGGGACUUUAUACAUACCAUGGGUGAUGCACAUGUGUACCUAGACCAUGUAGAUGCCCUGAAAGUUCAGGCUGAAAGGAUUCCCAAGAAAUUUCCCACGUUAAGAAUCAACACGAACACCAAAGAUAUCGAUGGUUUCAAAUUUGAGGACUUUCAGAUAGAUAAUUAUGAUCCUCAUCCACCCAUCAAAAUGAAAAUGUCCGUGUAA
This is a messenger RNA of Komagataella phaffii GS115, 897 nucleotides long. RefSeq lists its product as uncharacterized. The record is from RefSeq and is a predicted model, not a curated record. Gene Ontology annotation, molecular function: thymidylate synthase activity. The coding region runs from base 1 to 897 and encodes 298 amino acids. The transcript has a single exon. Gene Ontology annotation, cellular component: mitochondrion; cytosol. Gene Ontology annotation, biological process: dTMP biosynthetic process. Lineage: Eukaryota; Fungi; Ascomycota; Pichiomycetes; Pichiales; Pichiaceae.